Messenger RNA from Vicia villosa (hairy vetch), 876 nucleotides. RefSeq lists its product as uncharacterized. The record is from RefSeq and is a predicted model, not a curated record. Bases 167 to 835 code for a protein of 222 amino acids. The transcript is spliced from 3 exons. Lineage: Eukaryota; Viridiplantae; Streptophyta; Magnoliopsida; Fabales; Fabaceae.
GGUGAAAGCUCUCUAAGGUUUUAUCGGUGAAAGCUCUCUAGGGUUCCUCGCUGCAACCCUGUAACCCUUCUUUUUCUAUCACUACUACUCUACUGCUACUAUUUUCAUUCUCUUCCUCGCUGCUACGGUUUUACCGCAACUUCCUUCAAGGGUUUCAAAAAAAGAAAUGGAAUACGAAGAAUACAAAUCAGUUCCAACGGAAGAAUCUAAUACAAGGGAUGGUGAAAAAAACACCAAAAUCGUCAAAGUGGAAUAUGUGAAAUAUGAACAAGGAUUUGUCAAAGUGGAAACUGUGGAAUCUGUGAAAUCUGAAUCAUCUGGUACUCACGAUGAACAUACACAUACAUAUAGGGACAUAUAUGAUGAUGCUGACCAAGAUAAGUUUGUGGAUGUAGUACUGGCCUCAAUAGAAAUCUGCUUGAUAUUGAUUAUCUUCCCUAUACUAGAUACUUCAUCGGAUGCUCGUGAGUUCAUGACCGAAAAUUAUACUCUCAUCGGAUGCUUCCUCUUCGCGCUUCUUAUCCGUGAUCAAGGACUCAUAUUUCUCUAUACAAUAGAUCCCUCUGUUGGCAGUAACAUCUUUGACAUCUUAUUCGUAAUUCUACUAUCAACUAUAAUAUCAGUUAUUGAAGUCAGUGCUUUUUCAUGGUGUGCUGCUAUCAUAACAUUGAUCCAUUGGGCCAUCUUAAUAGCAUUGGUUGUGAAGUUUAAGUGGAAUGUGAUAUCUAAGGAAGAUAUUGUAUUCUCUAAGGCAAUUCACAAAUUUGUAGGAAUUAUUUGCGUCUUAUCCAUAGCUCACUCUAUUAAAAGUUUACUGUAUUUUUUACACUAUUGAAAAACUAUACUGUAGAAUGUUUAUGGCUAGUUUGUAAUAUU